Molecule: messenger RNA, 822 nt
Organism: Botrytis sinoallii
Lineage: Eukaryota; Fungi; Ascomycota; Leotiomycetes; Helotiales; Sclerotiniaceae
Exons: 2
Coding region: 1-822 (273 amino acids)
Cellular component (GO): nucleolus; catalytic step 2 spliceosome; striated muscle dense body
Molecular function (GO): actin filament binding
Source: RefSeq, a predicted model, not a curated record
AUGGUCAAACCAUUGUCCUUCAAAGGUGAUAAGAAAACGAAGAAAAGAAAGCGCGUUGAUACUGCUGAGAAGUUUGGAGAUUCAGAAGCGUCAACCUCCCAAGCAAUUGCAAAACCCCAGGAAGAAGACGCCGCGCCAGAUGAUGAUACUUGGGUGACGGCAGAAGCUGCAGCUGAUGUAGUUGGGCCGGUGGUGUUUGUUUUACCUUCAGAUCCACCAUCAUGUAUAGCCUGCGAUACAAAUGGAAAGGUAUUUGCAAGUGCGCUGGAGAAUAUGAUCGAGAACAAUCCCACCACUGCCGAACCUCACGAUGUAAGACAAGUAUGGGUUGCCAACAAAGUAGCAGGUACGGAGACUUAUAGUUUCAAAGGCCAUCACGGAAAGUAUUUGAGUUGCGAUAAAUUCGGAAUUCUAUCAGCCAAUACCGAAGCUGUAUCGCCCUUGGAAUCCUUUUUAUCGAUCCCAACAGCCGAUACUGCAGGUGCAUUUCAGAUACAAACACUGCGAGAUACGUUCUUGACGAUAAAGCCACUUGCAUCCGCAAAGGAGAAUGCUUUGCCAGAGAUCCGAGGAGAUGCUGAUUCAAUCAAUUUCAAUACUACUUUACGAAUUAGAAUGCAAGCAAGAUUCAAACCAAAAUUGAAGGCUUCCAAGGAAGAAAGAGCCAGUCAGAAAAUAAGCAGGAAGGAAUUAGAAGAUGCCGUUGGCCGAAGACUGGAUGAUGAUGAGGUACGGAAACUCAAGAGAGCAAGGAAAGAAGGCGAUUACCAUGAGGCAUUACUUUUGAUCAAGGUAAAGAACAAGCAUGAUAAGUACAGCUGA